This is a messenger RNA of Anopheles marshallii, 2880 nucleotides long. RefSeq lists its product as uncharacterized. NCBI's taxonomy places the organism in Eukaryota, Metazoa, Arthropoda, Insecta, Diptera, Culicidae. The transcript is spliced from 3 exons. The coding region runs from base 1 to 2880 and encodes 959 amino acids. The record is from RefSeq and is a predicted model, not a curated record.
AUGAUCGUAUCGGAAAUGCUGCCAGAGCUGCUGUUUUCGGUUGGAGGUGGUAUGCAAGACUUCUCGAAGGAUGAUCUAGGACUGCUCGGAUCGAGUGGUGUCAGUAAUGAGAAAGACCCUCUCGGCCAUUCGCAUACACAUCAGGAUCACCACACGGUGCACCAGAGUCAUCUGAGCUCAACCGGCAGCGGGAACUCGGUCGGGCUUGUAGUGGAUGAGAUUAAGCUAACACACAUACCGGACCUUCUGGAAUCGGGUGAUGGUAACAAGUUGGAGGAGACGGACCGUGAUUUAUAUCCCUGGCAUACGGGAGCUAACAUUGGGAGUAGAUUUUUACGCAGUUCAGAUGAUCCGUUGAUCUCCGGUGGUACCAACGAUAAUCCGCACGAUAAUGAGCUUAGUGUGCCGUCGGUCAGCCAGUCUAUGUGUCCAUCGCCAACCACGCCACCGCCAAAACAUCGCCAUCCGAGCGCCAUACUGUCACCGGACCUACCGGAAACGACCCUCUCGCCGUUGCCAACGCCACCGAGGGCUGGCACAACCACUCAGCACGCAAAGGAGCCGACCCAGAAGCGCACCAACGCUGCUCCUAGGGCGCGCCGAAAGGGACCGCUUAAGCUGCGGUUUCACCACCAGGCACUGCCCCAGGAAUAUCUCGACCACUAUGAGGCAACGCAGAACAAUCUGCAUAAGAAGGAUCUUGCGUCAAAUCAAGCGAAGUCAUCGCGCCAACAGGCGAAACCAAACCACCAAUCGGUACCCGCAUCACGGAAGGUAAUGAUGGAACGGCAGGCUGCAUUGGAGCGCGAGGAACGAACAAACGAGUCGGUCCGCAGCUGGCUGCAGAAGAUACUCGAGCUGCAGAAGGAAGGUGUGUCAAUGGCACCGCUCAAGGACGAGGUAGUGCAACCGUCGCAGACAUCGCCGUGCAGUGUGGCGAGCGAAAGCAGCGCUAGCAAUCAAAACGGUGUCCAGCAGAAACGGAUCGUAAGCUACACCGAUCUGCCGUACAUGGGCGAAAUAACGCUGGAGAACUCGAAACCGCGACGCGGAAGAAAACCAAAAAAGGCCGAUAUAUGUCAUUUAAUCUACAAGAACUACGGCACCAUUCUCCCGGGCACUCCUAGCCGAGAGCUCGGUUUGGAGAAAGGCACGCUAGCGAAAGGAUGUUCCAAGUCUGUCGCCAGCCUCCUCGAGCGACGUCUAACGUCGUCCGACGAGAGGAAGCAACUGUUUGCAGGCGACAAGAAAUCAACCGAACCAACGGAACACUCCAUCGGCAAAGGGCGUCGGAAAGAGGAACCGUUAAAUUUGUGCGUACGUGAUUCGGGUGGAAAUGUGUUGCCGGCGGGCGGUGAAACGUUCAGCGUUUCCAGCUCCGAAGAGGACGCGGACGAAGUGUUUGCGUCCUCGUGUCCAACACCGAUCAUAACACCUUCGGAUAUUUGUACCGAUCAAGCGCUGGCUGCCAACAUGAAGCUCUCACUGCCAACUUUGCAAUCAUCCUCCGGGAGUACUACGGAGACUCCUUCGACUGCCGAAACUCCACCCGGUUACAUGUAUUGGUCGUCUGGUACGAAUGGUCUUUUCGCACAUCCAAUGUCGAUUUACAACUCAGCACCGGUGCCUGCUGCCGAAGGCCACGUUAAGCACCUAGAAGACCAGCUAGGGAAAGAUACCCGCCCGGUAGCUUCAUCUCCCAACGCAUCAACUCCUCCGAUCUCUCCGAAUACUGCGAAAAGUGGUCAGCAGCAUCCAUUGCUUGUUCCGAAGCCCAUAUCGCAGCUAAUAAAGCACGAUAAGCAAUCGCCACCCAACACCGGUGCUGGACAGCGAUCUCCCCCGGCACAGAAACGUAAACGAUCCGCCAUUUUUAUACCACCGGUACCGGCGGAGAACAGUCCGAAUCCGGCGACGGAGGUUAGCAUCUGUAAGUUUAAGUUCACCGGAGGAGCCAAACCGUGUCUGCAGGAGAAGAAGAUACUGAGCGUCGACUCGGGUGGCAACUUCCGGUACUACUCUGGCACGGGUGAUAAGUCGAUGCGCGGUUAUGAGUUCUUUCCGAGAGAAAGUCUUCAGCAGAGCAGCAUCAAUGCGACCAGCACCACUGGGGCUUUCCUGAAUGCGUCCGGUGAACGAAUAGCCUGCGAUCUUCCGCCUCCCUCGUUGGGACUGAGUAACGAUCUGCUGCAAAUACCCGAGUUUCCUACAUCACCCCAACCGUGUGGAUCACUGCCAGGGGAUCCAUCAUCUCCGGUGCCGUGCGGUGGAAACACACAGUGCCGGGUGAAUGCGGCAAACAGUGCAUCCGAGCGAAGGCGUCGGAAAACUCGUCGUGCCACGCAACGGGAGUCGCUUGAGAAAACGUUCAAAGAGAAGGGAUUCCUCAUCCAGACCCAGCAGCUACAAUCGGCCGAAGGUGCGACCUACUGUAAAUUCAGACAAUUACGCAAAUUUACCCGCUAUCUUUUCCGAAGCUGGAAAGACUAUUUGCCAGGAGAGCUGCAGCAGGAACAGCAGGCACAUCCGCUACAGGAAGGAGAUCUGUCUACCAUGACACUGCCAACAACGGUCGUAGCUUCUGCCCGAGAGGUACCGCAAGAGGAUCACACCAUCGACGAGGAAUCGUUAUUAGCAUCUUCGACCAGUAGCACGCGAAUGGACACGGUCGAUGUGUGUGAGCACCGAAACUCUCCGGACAGGGCAGUGCCAUCGGCAGCCUACCAUCGCCUAGGACGCAAAGAUUCUCCAGCGAGCGUUACAUCGCAGCACGUCCAUUCCGAAACGUUGGUGAUCGAUACCGCGUACCGUCGGCAUGGAAGUUCCUCGCCCUUGGUCAGCUACGCUCAAGCGGAGGAAGCAAGAAAUGUCCUGCCUUAG